AUGGAGACCCAUUUGAUAGACCCAUCAGGGAGCCCAAAAAGGAAUCAGAUCCAGAUACCAGGGGACGAGGGAGAACCAGAUCUAUCAAAUAGGGAGCCCAGGGAGAAUCAGUUUCAUGAUGUCUUCAGUUCCCGACCAUACCUUAUACCCAAUAUGUCCCCUCACAAAAUUCUUGGUGUUGAUCUUCUUGAAGGUGAAUGGGAUGGGUCUGUUACCGUGGCUAAGGAUCUAAUUGAAACCAUAGAUAAUGUGCAUUUGUUAACCGUCUUCAAAGUGAUCGAAGGAGAUGUUUUAAAGGAAUAUAAGAGUUUCAAGUUGACCGUUCAAGCUACACCUAAAGGAGAGGGCAGUGUGGUACGUUGGACCUUAGAAUAUGAGAAGAUCCAUGAGAAUAUACGAGAUCCUUACUCCUUGCUAGAGUUUAUUGUCCAAUUUAGUAAGGAUGUUUCUGCUCAUCUCGUGAAAUAUCCGAAGAAAUGA
Molecule: messenger RNA, 480 nt
Organism: Manihot esculenta (cassava)
Lineage: Eukaryota; Viridiplantae; Streptophyta; Magnoliopsida; Malpighiales; Euphorbiaceae
Product: MLP-like protein 28
Exons: 3
Coding region: 1-480 (159 amino acids)
Biological process (GO): defense response
Source: RefSeq, a predicted model, not a curated record